Maylandia zebra (zebra mbuna) is the source of this 1341-nucleotide messenger RNA. It is a transcript of the gene il12bb, whose product is annotated as interleukin 12B, b. The record is from RefSeq and is a predicted model, not a curated record. NCBI's taxonomy places the organism in Eukaryota, Metazoa, Chordata, Actinopteri, Cichliformes, Cichlidae. Gene Ontology annotation, molecular function: protein binding.
UGCUUACUGCAUCUGGUUCCAGUGUGAAAUUUUGAAUCAAGUUUUGCAGGAUGCAUACAUUUUUGCUCAUGGUUGUGUGGGCUAUACUGAGUGGCGCCCGCUCUGACACCCAGCAAGCAGAUGUCGAGACACUCAUGGAUAAUGUUGUGGUCCUGAGGGUGCCCUCUUUUACGGGUAGCAUGAUUCACGUUCCUUUGACCUGCGGAGAAGCUUUUCAGAAUGAGCCUGUGUUUUGGAAGAAAAAUGGUCAGGAGCUCAAUCCUCCUCUGCAGGGGAACCAAGUCCAGGUCCUGGUGGAGGAGAUGAAAGGAGGGAACUACACUUGCCACCUCAGUCCAAGUGGAGAAUACCUGAACCACACUAUGAUCUUAAUCCAGCUUAAUCCAGACAACAGGACAGUCAUAUUGGAAAACAGAGAAGGAGGUCACAUCCACUGCUCGGCACCAAACUAUACAGGAUUCUUUCACUGCUCCUGGAAAAGAACAGCGCUCAGAUCUGAUGCCAGUGUGGUUUUGGUUAAGGCUGAACGUUUUACCGAAGAUAUCCCCUGUGAGCUGGAUGCUGAUGCAUCAGGGGUUCGCUGCCAGGAUGCCCACUGCCCAUACAAAGAGGAGCAACAUCGCAUUUCCUUCACCGUUUACAUACGCAGCCAUGCUCGUUUGGAGACCUACACAAAGUCUUUCUACCUGAGAGAAAUCGUGAGACCGUCAAAACUCCCUAACCUGCACAUCAGUGAUGGGAAGGUGUUCAGCUGGGACUACCCUGAUACUUGGGAGAAACCCUGCAGCUUCUUUGGCCUACAGUUUGAGGUCAAGCUGGUGCACAGUGGACAUCCCUGCAACAGUGACAAUCAAAUAAUUAAUAUCACCACUGAUACAACCAAAUAUGAGGUUGGCGUUAAGACCAAGAAGUAUGUUUUCUGUGUGCGAGCUCAGGACAAGUUCACCAGAGGGCCGUGGAGCCACUGGAGUCAGUGCACAGUGAACAAACAUAACGUGGCAUGCUAAGCGUUAGCCGCUGGACUCUGCUGCCGCACCAGAAAGAGGAAAACAGUUUUUAAAAAUAUUGUAAUUCAGAAGGAAAAAAAAAUGGUCUAAUACAUUUUUUCAAGUGAUGCACAACAUAUGAAGCUGUGCUUCAGGAGUGAAUGUAUACCUGUACAGUAUUUAUUCAUCCCUCUUCAUCCCCAUUCGUUAUGUCUGUGGAACUACAGAACAAUGUUACAAUAAUGAUUUGUACUGUGAUUGAAAUGAAUUAGUAUUUCCUUCAUGCCCUUUUUAACUUAUUUAUAUCUGUUCAGAAUGUUUCUCAACAUUUUAUAAUAAAUUAAUGAACAUGUCA